AUGAGUUCCCUAUCAUUCGUCGUUAAUAAAAAAAGUAAAGAUAAAAUGUUGGAAGAAUUGGGAAUUACUGAAGGAGAUCUUCAAAAAUGUGUAGCAUUCAUGAAACAUUGGUGCGAAACGCAACCACAUCUUCCCGAAAUACCAAGUCAGACCAAAAUCGAAUUUUGUCUAAUGAAUAACGAAUUGGAUAUCGAAAGAACUAAAGCAACAUUUGAUUUGUACUAUACACUGAGGACGACCAUGCCCCAAGUCUACGGACGUGCUAAUCCCAAUACGUCUAUAAUGCAACUUUGCGUUCAAGACUGUCAAGUUGUUCUGCUACCAAAAUUGUUAGAAGACAAAUACGGAGUAAUUAUAUUUAAACUCCAAUCCCAGACGCACCAUGAGGUUGACGCUUACGCGUGGUUGAAUUCAGUACUAAAUAUUUACGAAGUUGUAAUGGAGGAAGGUGUCAUGCUCGAUACAGUAUUGAUUUUGGACAUGACCAAUUUGGGAAUGAAGCACGUAUUUAAGAUAACUCCUAAAUUUGUAUCGGACACUUUUUAUCUUAUAGAGUUUAAAUUCCACCACUCUGCACAAUCGCUAGGGGAAUAUAUUCCAAAAGAUAUGUUACCAAAUGAUUACGGAGGCAAAUAUAUAUCUAUAGAUGCGCUCCAAAAAUUGUGGAUAGAGAAACAAAAGGAGUAUCGGUAUCAUUUUGACAAAUUGGAUACAUUGAAAGUAAACGAAAGCCUUAGACCUGCCUCGAGCAAAAAGCAAGGAAACUACAACAUAUUUGAAAACUUUUCCAAAUUAUUUAAAUAG
Molecule: messenger RNA, 804 nt
Organism: Diorhabda sublineata
Lineage: Eukaryota; Metazoa; Arthropoda; Insecta; Coleoptera; Chrysomelidae
Exons: 5
Coding region: 1-804 (267 amino acids)
Cellular component (GO): membrane
Molecular function (GO): phosphatidylinositol bisphosphate binding
Source: RefSeq, a predicted model, not a curated record